CGUGCUAAUUUUCGAUUGGCCUGAAGAUGAUCUCAGAGAGGUAGCUGGCACUCGUACCCUGCGCUUCGCUGUAAAUCACCAAAAUCGAAAACACAAUAAGAUAAAGUGAAAAAUAAAAUAAGAAACCCUCUCGAGGAAAAAAGGAAUAUCCCAUCAGUCCUCUACGACAAGUCGACGCAAAGCAACAACCGUAGUUCCCGAAACAAUAAAAAGAAUCUCCGAACAGGCAACACAAACUGCCGAGCCACCGCGAAACUCUCCGGUGAUCAUUUAGGAUUUGAGAAUCUAGAAAAUGGAGCAAGAAACAGGUUUGUCAAAACAGGUGGCGGUUAUAGCAUGCGCGGCCAUGACUUUCUAUUAUGUCGCGAUUCUCUAUGCUCCUACUGUUAUCUUACAGCUUCCACCUCCUUCCUCUCUCAAAGAAUUCAUGAUCCGACGGUUUAUAUGCGCCGCCAUUUCUUCAAUUGUUUCUGUUAUUUUAUGCGCUUUUAUUCUUCCUAUACCAAGUAUGGAGGCGUCUUAUCUGUUUGGUGUUUAUGGCAUCCGGUUGGACCAUAUUUGGCAAGCUGUGGUCUUUCCUCUUUCCUUGACUUCUUUAAUGUAUGCCGGAUCUUUUGCCCUCAAGUUGUUCUUAUUGGUGGAUUCAUGGAAGGAGCAUGCCAAUGGAGGCAUUUCAUUUGACUCUAUCAAUCUUCUCUUCCAAAACUUCAUCACUUGGAUGUUUUCCACUGCUUCCAAUGUUUUGGUUUGGCGUAAUUAUGUGGUGGCUCCAUUAACAGAAGAAUUGGUGUUUAGAGCAUGUAUGAUACCUCUGCUUCUAUGUGGAGGAUUGAAAAUCUCUGCUAUCAUUUUUCUCUGUCCUGUACUAUUCAGCUUGGCACAUUUGAAUCAUUGGAUGGAGAUCUAUAUCAGGCAUAACUACAGCUUGCUUAAGGCCUCCAUGGUUGUAGGUCUUCAGCUUGGCUACACUGUGGUUUUUGGUUCUUAUGCUUCUUUUCUUUAUAUUCGAACAGGACAUCUUCUAGCCCCAUUGGUCGCUCAUAUAUUUUGCAAUUUUAUGGGAUUGCCUGUGGUGCUUGCGAGGAGGACAGGUAUGCCGGGAUGGCAAGUCUGGCGUUUGUAGCUGGAGUGAUAACCUUCCUGUGGCUUCUUUUUCCAAUAACACAUCCUGAUUUGUACAAUGAUAGAACGAAUAAUUGCAGAUGUUGGCGUGGAUAUUGUUCCUGGAAUUAGACAUGCUACAAUCUUGGCAGAGGAACAGACUUCCCUGUUCAUUACAUUACUAAUUCCAUAUGCUAAAAUUUUCAGGUUGUUUACUCUGCAUUUCUGGUUACUCCUUUUGCUUCUUCGCUAGACUAGAUCGAGAUUACACAAAACUGAAAUAGGACUAGGCACUAGUGCUCUAUCUUGAACAACAUAGAAUAUACGAUCUUAUACUUGACAUGUGCCACUAUUAUUAUUAUUCUUCAGGAUCUGUUCAUGUCCCUAAUGGGCUUCCUUAACAAUUA
Molecule: messenger RNA, 1508 nt
Organism: Ricinus communis (castor bean)
Lineage: Eukaryota; Viridiplantae; Streptophyta; Magnoliopsida; Malpighiales; Euphorbiaceae
Product: CAAX prenyl protease 2
Exons: 8
Coding region: 293-1123 (276 amino acids)
Biological process (GO): CAAX-box protein processing
Cellular component (GO): endoplasmic reticulum membrane
Molecular function (GO): metalloendopeptidase activity
Source: RefSeq, a predicted model, not a curated record